AUGAAUAUGAUGGUGUCAAUGACUUUGACCCAUCUGGAACAUCAGAAGAUACUUUUAACAUUUUAGCUGACGACACACAAUCAUUUGUUUUAAAUGAGAAAGAGUCUUUAAGUGAGUUUUUUGAGAAUAACUACGAAAAAGUUGAAAAUAUUGAACCAUUGUACUCUGUUAUGCCGGAUAUGACUUUCGCAAACUGA
This is a messenger RNA of Funneliformis caledonium, 197 nucleotides long. The record is from the annotation of a GenBank genome assembly. Lineage: Eukaryota; Fungi; Glomeromycota; Glomeromycetes; Glomerales; Glomeraceae.